Salvia splendens (bonfire salvia) is the source of this 2339-nucleotide messenger RNA. Its product is annotated as calmodulin-like protein 30. Bases 489 to 1076 code for a protein of 195 amino acids. Gene Ontology annotation, molecular function: calcium ion binding. NCBI's taxonomy places the organism in Eukaryota, Viridiplantae, Streptophyta, Magnoliopsida, Lamiales, Lamiaceae. The record is from RefSeq and is a predicted model, not a curated record. The transcript is spliced from 2 exons.
AUUGAUUUGAUUCUUCACCAUUUGCUUCUCUGUAUCUUCCAUCAUUCCAAAUCUAAGUAUUAGGAAAAGUAUGAUUUGUGUGUUUGAGUUUACAGAGUUUUUGCAAACAUUUAUGUAUAUAUAACCACGUUCACAACUUUGACGAAAAUCUUGUACAAUUCUACACAUUAGAAUCUAUUACAAUCUCUUAUUUUAUAUCUUCCUUUGUACAUAAGAAUCUUGAUUGUGUGGUUUCUAAGUAGUCACAAAAUAAAGUUAUUCUUUGUUAUCACUCUAGCAUCAGAAUAACUCCUACCAUAUCCUAACAUAGAUUUAAUUGACAAUGCAUCUUAUAUAUAUAUGACCACACAAGUCUCUUGGUUUCUGAUAUCUCAUCCCUGUCUCAACGAUGCCCAGUUUCAGUUUCCUCGACCUGCAGUACAAUCUGUCAAAAAAGAAGUUGUUGAAGAAGCCUUGAGGAUGUUCUUGUUGUCAAUUGAAACAUAAAAAUGAAUAUAACAAUAUCUCAUAUCGGUGUACACAAAAAACUUAAUCUAUUAUAUAAGUUUCUUGGACCUCUACUCCUAUCACCAAUUGGUUUUAGGAUGGAACCCAUGAAUUUCUAUCGGUUCUCUCGGGACAGGCAGCCUGUCUACAUGCCGACUGUAGACGAGCUGAAGCAAGUUUUCAACAAGUUCGAUUCCAACAGAGAUGGGAAGAUAUCUCCUGAGGAGUACCAGGCUAUACUGAAGGCCUUGGGGAAGAGGAAUCUGGUGAGGAUCGAAGUGCAGAAGAUAUUCGAGGUUGCAGAUUUGGACAGGGAUGGUUUCAUCGACUUCAACGAGUUUGUGGAGAUGCAGAAAAAGGAUGGUGGGGUGAAGACUGGGGAUCUGCACCGUGCUUUCCAGGACUUUGACAAGGAUAACAAUGGGAAGAUCACGGUGGAGGAGGUGUACGAGCUGCUGCGGAGGCUUGGGGAGAGAUGCAGCCUACAAGACUGCCAGAAAAUGGUCCGAGCUGUGGAUGCCAAUGGCGAUGGUGCGAUCGACUCGGAUGAGUUCAUCACUAUGAUGACUCGAACCAUGAUUAGAUACUAAUCUAAGCAUUAAAGCUAGUUAGCAGUGGUCGCUGCAAGACCAUUUACCAUCCUUGAUUUUUUCUCUCUCAAUCAAAUCCCUCCCAACAAUUCCGGACAUGAUCUUGAUGGCAUUGGGACACGAAGCUUCUUGAUGAUCCGCCGAGUCUGCCUCAGACCACUGCCUGCUCUUUCGCCUCCUGAUCAAUGUCGUGAAAAAUGCAUCUUGUGUCGAGCACGCAUGCCUGAAGAUGGUUCGCAGCUGCGUCAUCCUGGUAGAGAGUAGGGCUACGGAACUCCAGUAUCCGGUUUCUCCCCGCGAGUGUGUUGAGCCAUGAAUUCUUCUUUGGAGGAGGGGUCGGGAUCUUGUUGCGACUGACCAACAACUCCUCACCGUGAUCUUCAAGCUCGUAGGUUCGAAUGGGAGCGACUGUAUAUACUCCCGAGCCUUGGCUAGAUGGCCCGACUUACCAAGAACACCUAAAGCCCCACAUAAUGAGAGUCUUGAUCGAAUCAAGAUAUAAGAAUCCCUCUUCAAUAUAGCAUCACAAGCUUCCAACAAUGGCAAAACCAUCAUCACCAUGGCCAUUAGAUGCAUAACCAUUGAUCAUCAAGUGCCAAGAGUCCAUAUGAUCAAAAACUUUUCUUGCAUCCUUCAUACUUGUAAAAACUCUUCUUGCCAAGAAUCCACUGAUUAACGUUAUCUCUCACCAAAUUUGGGAUCAAAUCUCCGGGAAUGAAGGAGGUGGAGAGAGCUCUGAUCGCCGGAUUAGGAUUUUGGAAAUUGAAGUGAAAUGGGGAGAAGUGGCAGAAUGGGAGAAUCGAGCUCGGAAAAUGGAUGGCAACGUCGACAGCAUUUUUGGCGGUGGAAAUGGAAGGGUUAAACCAUAGUCCAGAUUAGCAGGUGAGUGAUAAACCCUACUGAAAAAUCGUAGUGGUGAAAUCGUAUAAUUCCAACUUUUUAUUCGGGUCCUAAAAUGGCCGCUUCGGGUAAGAAUCUACAGGCCCAACUAUAAAUAUUACUACGUAUUAUAGUUUAGGCCCAAAUUUCUAGCUUUUACGAUAAUUUAUAUAGGGAGUUAUUUUUUGUCCACUAACUAGGUUUGUGCAGGUAGGUGUUAGACCAUCCGCAGCGGUGAGCAGCAUGCUCAGCGCCGUCCUUGCCGCUGGCAAGGACGGAGCUCGUCCGUUGAUGCGCCCUGCCGCUGGCAGGGUGGUGCUCUUAGCUAAGAGCACGUCCGUGCCAGCGGCAAGAGCACGAGGUGGCGACGUGGCAGCUUCUGAU